Molecule: messenger RNA, 2215 nt
Organism: Myzus persicae (green peach aphid)
Lineage: Eukaryota; Metazoa; Arthropoda; Insecta; Hemiptera; Aphididae
Product: esterase FE4-like
Exons: 8
Coding region: 375-2036 (553 amino acids)
Source: RefSeq, a predicted model, not a curated record
CAAUCCGACGGAGGUGGUUUGUGGAGGAGUAAGUCUAGGCAUUUGGCAGUGUUUGAGUUCCCACACGUUAGUAGGGAUGAACUGUGCUUUAGAUGAACUUGAAGUGAUUAACUAGUGUUGUUUAAAUAAGGAAAAGUUGAUAGUUUUAGUUAAAAUAAUUGAAAUAUUUCUAAUUAAACGUUAUAGAGCAAAAUAGUUUUUUUUAAACAUUUAAUUUUUGUACAAUUUCAAUAAAUAAUUGUGGUAUGUAUAGGAAUAAUUGACAGUGUUUAUAGAUGUAAAUGUAUUUGUUUGACUUAUAAUUUGUUCAUUCUUAUACUUAAAAUACAUGGGUUAUUAAAAAUAUUCAGAUUUACUCAGGUAAUCAGAUCAAUAUGAGAUGUAUUUAUAUCACAUGGAUACUUUUUUUAAAAUUGGUGUGCUGUGAAAUAGAGGUCAGAAUUGCUGAUGGAAUUCUCAAAGGACAAGUUCUGCAGUCGAGAGAUGGACGGACUUAUUAUUCUUAUAUCGGUAUACCAUAUGCAAAACCACCAAUUGGGGAUUUAAGGCUUAAGGCACCACAACCAGUCGAACCUUGGAACGGGACAUUAGAUGCCUCGAAAGAAUCUAACAAAAUAUGCAUUCAAAAAAAUGUCGCUGAUAGUCACGAAGAUUGUUUGUACUUAAAUGUGUUCACUCCAAAAGUUGAUAAAAAGUUUUUACCAAUAAUGUUUUGGAUUCACGGUGGCAUGUUUUCUCGUGGAAAUGGAGGGCCUGGUUCACACGGGCCUGAAUAUUUUAUGGACAAAGAUGUGAUAUUAGUUUCUAUAAAUUAUAGACUCGGUGUAUUAGGGUUUUUUAGUACCGAGGAUGAUGUGAUGCCCGGAAACUAUGGAAUGAAAGAUCAAGUAAUGGCGUUACGUUGGGUACAGAAAAACAUCGUUCAUUUCAAUGGUGAUCCUAGUCAAGUGACAAUAUUUGGCGAAAGUGCAGGAGGUGCUAGUACAGGAUUUCAUAUGUUAUCACCAAUGAGCAAAGGUCUUUUCCAUAAAGUUAUACUUCAAAGUGGUAGUCCGGUUUGUAAAUGGGCUGUUUCACCUAUUGGACUUCCUCGUAAACGCGCACACGCUGUAGCCGUUAUUGCCGGCUGUAAUUUCAAUACUUCCGAAGACAUAUUGCGAUGCUUGAGAAAACUUCCAGCCGACUAUAUUAUCGAUCUACAAAACAGAUUAUAUGCGUGGCUUUCACAUCCGUGUAUACAGUUUAAUCCUGUCGUCGAAAAUUGUAAUUCUGGUCAAGAAUCAUUUCUCUGUCAUCAUCCUGUAUACGAUUUUAAGCAAGAGUCGUUUGUACCUGCUAUUGUUGGUCUGAAUUCAGCUGAAGGUGGUCUGUUUGUGGCUUCACUGUACAACAGCACUUCUUUGAUAUAUACUGAAUUCCAGACGUAUUUUAAUCGUAUACUGUCAAUUAUGCUAUUUUAUGACCACUACACAAGGCCGGAAGAUUUAGACGAAAUCGGGGAAAGAGUGUUGAAAGAAUAUUUUCCAUCAGGAAGAUUGGACGACAAUACUCAUUCGAAUGCGGUUAACAUGAUAGGCGAUGGAUGUUUUACUCACUGCAUUGUUGAUAUGGCGAAAAAAUUGUCUUCUCCAGUCUACAGUUAUUAUUACGAUUAUCAAAAUGAGUUUUCAUAUAACAAACUAUUUGGCUCAUGUGAAAAAAGUCUAGGAGUCACUCACGGGGAUGAACUAAACAGUCUGUUUAAAAAGAGUAGUUUAAAUCCAAACGAUUUAAACGCGGACGAUCUCAAAAUCUCCAGACUAAUGGUCAAUAUUUGGUAUAGAUUUGUGACUUCUGAAACUCCUACUAUUGACGGAACAGACACCGGGACUGUUUGGCCAAUUUUUACUUACAAUACAAACUUUAGCGUUUUACACAUUGAUUCUGCACAACCAUCAAUCAUACAAAAUCCCUUCGACGAGAAAUAUAAAUUCUGGAACCAACUACCUUACAAUUUUCAUCUAAAUCAACCGAUGUCACGAAAAACUGAACUAUAGUUUUAUCAUCAUAUAUAUUGGAAAUUGGAUUUGUAUAAAUAUCGAGUGAAUAGGUCGUAGGGGUAACACUUUCAAGUUUAGAACAUUCAACAAUACAUAUUAUAAGCUAUUAUAUUUAAAAAAAAACUGUUUUAAUUAUUUAUAUUGGACAUAAUAAAUUAUAAUCUAGUCAUAUUUAA